UGGGAAGAGAUAGAGCAGAUUUCGGCUCCCGGGGAGGCGUGGAGCUCAGUAUUUCUCACUCAGUGUUCGCAGGCGGUUCUUUCUCCUUGUUUUCCAUCUAGGGGCCCGUGGAAGGCCCUGCUCGCGCCCACUUGGGCCGGCGUCUGCUGCAGCCACCCUCGCCGGCCGCUCCUGCUCGGGCCAGCCGCGGCGAGGCCCCCUCCCCGCGGUCCUGCGGGUGUCAUUGGCGAAUGACCCGAGCCGCCGGAUCCUGUCCCUGAGCCGCCUGAACCUCGAUCAUGACUUCUGGCUGUGCAGGCCUCGCUGCCGCCGCCCGCCUCCUGGCGCGCCCCUUUCUCUUGAAGCAGAAUGGAGUCCGGCAUUGCGCCUACACAGCCUCGAGGAAAAAUCUCUACAUCGAUAAAAACACAAAGGUUAUUUGCCAAGGUUUCACUGGCAAGCAGGGCACCUUUCACAGCCAGCAGGCAUUGGACUAUGGCACGAAUCUGGUCGGAGGAACAACGCCGGGGAAAGGAGGCAAGACGCACCUGGGCCUGCCUGUCUUCAACACUGUGAAGGAGGCCAAGGAGCAGACGGGAGCCACGGCUUCCGUGAUCUACGUCCCUCCUCCGUUUGCCGCCGCUGCAGUGAAGGAGGCCGUGGAUGCCGAGAUGCCCCUCGUCGUGUGCAUCACAGAAGGGAUCCCCCAGCAGGACAUGGUGCGCGUCAAACACGCCCUGGUGCGGCAGGGGAAGACCAGACUCAUCGGCCCCAACUGCCCCGGAGUCAUCAACCCCGGGGAAUGCAAAAUCGGCAUCAUGCCUGGCCACAUUCACAAGAAAGGAAGAAUUGGUAUUGUGUCUAGAUCUGGUACCCUGACCUAUGAAGCAGUUCAUCAGACAACUCAAGUUGGCCUGGGCCAGUCGUUGUGUAUUGGGAUUGGUGGUGACCCCUUUAAUGGAACAGAUUUCAUUGACUGCCUCGAUGUCUUUCUGAAAGACCCAGCCACAGAAGGUAUCAUCCUGAUUGGCGAGAUUGGUGGCAAUGCUGAAGAAAACGCAGCCGCGUUUUUGAAAGAACACAAUUCAGGUCCAAAUGCCAAACCUGUUGUGUCCUUCAUUGCCGGCCUGACUGCUCCUCCAGGAAGGAGGAUGGGUCAUGCUGGGGCCAUCAUUGCCGGGGGCAAAGGGGGAGCGAAGGAGAAGAUUGCAGCCCUGCAGAACGCUGGGGUGGUCGUCAGUAUGUCCCCUGCCCAGCUGGGCAGCACCAUAUACAAAGAGUUUGAGAAGAGGAAGAUGUUAUGAAAGUGAGAGAAAAGCCUUGGAAUGAAUCACUGUAGAAAUGUGAACCAGCAGUUGCCGGCACCCCGCAUAGCUGUUGUCCACUCGGCGUCUGCCUCACGACGGCCUCCCUGUCUGGCAGGAAGCUCUGUGUGACCUCUGGGUCGGCCUCCACUCAGAUGUAUUUUCCUGAUUGUACAUCAGUCACAUAAUAAAUCUUUUAUUUGAUUGGAA
This is a messenger RNA of Gracilinanus agilis (Agile Gracile Mouse Opossum), 1493 nucleotides long. RefSeq names its product succinate-CoA ligase GDP/ADP-forming subunit alpha (gene SUCLG1). The transcript is spliced from 9 exons. Gene Ontology annotation, biological process: tricarboxylic acid cycle. Gene Ontology annotation, cellular component: succinate-CoA ligase complex (ADP-forming); mitochondrion. The record is from RefSeq and is a predicted model, not a curated record. Gene Ontology annotation, molecular function: succinate-CoA ligase (GDP-forming) activity; succinate-CoA ligase (ADP-forming) activity. Bases 279 to 1283 code for a protein of 334 amino acids. Lineage: Eukaryota; Metazoa; Chordata; Mammalia; Didelphimorphia; Didelphidae.